UUCCUCAUCCUUCGCGCUGCGCCGCUCCACACACCCGGCGCACCAGCGGGACAGUCCGGCUGCACCAGCGGCUCGCUCGGACCACCUCAACCCGGAGCGUGAGUCUGCUGGAAAUAUAAUUAAACCGGAGACAACCCGUCGCUUUUUCAAUUCCCUGAGAAAUCAGACCCAGUGGAGUAGCAGACCAGGGUGGCAGCAGCCAAGACUUGCCCAAAAAGAAGCACCCUACCGAGGAUAAUAGAGGAGAUGAAGGAUUAGGGGAUAAUCCAGGAUGGCUCCGUGGUGCGACCGCAGAACCGUUUGCAGCUGGACUCGGACCUAUUUCUGAGCUGAUGUUGACAAAGCCAGAGCCCAAAGCAAGCCCAGCAACCUGACCACACUCCAACUGGAUCGGCUGCCUACAGGAACACAACUGCAUAGUGUUCUCCUCAAUUUAUGCCUGUUUAAUUCAGCCAGCUAUGCAUAACAAGAAGCUACAAAGAGUGGGACAGAAUUUGGCCUGUACGUGAUAAACAGAGUUGAUAUUCCAGUGAACUAUUUGCCGUUGCAGGCCUGGAGUUCAGCUCUUCAGACUCAGAAAUUACACAGUUUCACAAUCUUGGAAUCACAUUUAGGAGCUAUUUCCAGGUCCAGACUUUCGUCUGCUGAACUGUCAAUGAUUUUGGCAAAAUCUAAGAGGAGUUGCAAUUUGUUGUUCAGUUCUGCCUUUCUGUUGGAUUAAAAGCAAUUCCAGGAAUUGUUUCAAGUUCAAGAAAGCCAUUUACCUUUUGUGAUCAUGAAUCUUCAGGAGAAGCUGUCAGGCCUCAAAGGUCUGGUCUCACACUCCCACAGCAAGCGCCGUCAUAAGGGCGACCUCACGGUGGAGAUGAUCAGCCCACCUAUGGGUGACUUCCGCCACACCAUGCACGUGGGCCGCGGUGGUGAUGUGUUCGGGGACACCUCCUUCCUCAGCAAUCACGGCGGAACGGGCAACGGGAACAACGGGGAAACGGAUUCUGUUUCCAGUCCUGACAACAAGAUUGGAGCGUUCUUCUCCAGGACCCUCCGUCAGAUCAGGAGGGGCUCCGACAAUCGACCCAGAGAAGGAUCCAAAGAUCUGUCACCGCCACCUCCCGCCAUUUCUCCCAUCAUCAAGAAUGCCAUCUCCCUCCCCAGGCUGGAUGUGGAUAUGCCCAACGGGAGUCCCACCACCAAAGUGCUCUUUCCCAGUUCUCAAAGCACGCCAGAGGAGAAGAAAAGCUCUUAUGGUCUGGAGUCUGGUUUCGUCACUCUGCCUCGCCUCUCCCGCUCCGAGCGUCAGCAGCCGUCCAUCUCCCUCCCCACUUCCUGUUCCGCCAACAUUCACCGCGGCUCCCUGACCGACCCCUCCGAUGCCAUCUUAUCCACCUGCUCCUCCUCCAUCGUUACUUCUGCCCCCAAACACACCGCCGCCGCCUACUCCGACUCCCUCCCUUCCCUCACCUCCCUGGACACCUUCACCUUCGACCUCGGGCCCUCCCUCAUGAGCGAGGUGUUCGGCCUGAUCGACGGCCACCCGGAAGAGCACGUCCAGGCCUGGGACGGAGAAGAGGUGGGGUCAGCGUGCGGAAUGACCAACGAAGGAUCGGAGAUGGACUCGGCCACUAUCUCGUACGUGGAUUCCUUGCUGAGGGAGGACUGCGGGGGCAGGAAGAGUCCUCACGGGGCUGAAUGGGAAGACGAGGAGGGCGUGGAGGUGAACGAGCUUUCUGUCAAAGUACCAGAUGUGGUGAUGGGGUCUCCUGAAAGAGCGAUGAUAGGGGUGAGGAUGGAGAGCGAGCGGUUCCAGAGUGCAACGGAUGUGCUCGCACGUCAUUAUGGCGUCCGAGACCGAGGAGGAUGGAGCAGGAUGGACGCUGGAGAUUCAGAGAUGAUGAAGAAGAAAAUGUCCUACAGUUACAUGGACGACGAGGAUGAAAUCAAAGUCUGAGCUGAGCAAUUCCAAGAUCUGAUGUGUGAUUCCUCUGUUAUUCCAAUCAAAUCAAUCAUCUAGAAUCUUUUCAUGAUUGACCAAGAAAACUACAACCUAAUCCAGUGUCCUUGAUCCUGGAUUCCUUCUUCUAUGCAAUCAAGGAUGUACAGCUUUGAUGCAAACCUGCUGCUGAAUGUAUCUAAAAGGAGUGAAAGACUCGAUGCUGUAUGUUUCCUGCUUUACGAUGGAUAACUGCCUCUGAAAAAAAAAACUGAAGCAAACGGAAGGCGUGGAAAGUGAGGAUGUACCAGAGAAUGUAGCUGAGACGGUCUCAAAGGAAACACCAAAGUGGAAGUUACCAACCCUGUCAUUCACUUCACACACUUCCUCAUACACGAAGGGAAAAGAUUCUCAGAGCGAGUCCACAUCACUAAUGAGAGAGGAAGUCGGGGUUAGAAAAAUAUAUUUGUUCUUAGGACAACAUUUUGGCUUCACCACACUCUCUUGUCAACUUUUCACUCAGGAAUAUACAACCAGGGGAGAAAAAGGGAAGAGAAUGAAUGAAUGAGAGAUCAGGAAUCUCUGUGAAGCAACAGAUAAACCGUCAGAUAAAGCAGAGAAAUGCAGAUGUUGCUGUUAUUACACUACAAGGACUGAGGGAAUAUAAUAUUGGUAUUUGCUAGAUGCAACUAAAGCCUGAACCAUAUAAUUGUUCAUUUUAUGCUGUGGACCUUCUAUAUAGAUACUCUGUGCACCUUUUUUUUGAUUAUGAAGUCUGACCCCUGUAUUGCUUUUUAUAGAAGAAUUGUCAUUUAUAUGUUCUUUUAUACACAAAGAUAUCAACGGACCUCCUAUAAAUAUGUACUUACAGUAUGAGCACCUGCAGUACAUAGUGCAAUUCACAUCCAUAUGCUGCAGUCAGUACCAGCGAUAUACUAUGAUGAUGUAAAAUGACAAUAAAGAUGUUUUUAAUUA
Amphiprion ocellaris (clown anemonefish) is the source of this 2905-nucleotide messenger RNA. RefSeq names its product CDC42 effector protein (Rho GTPase binding) 1a (gene cdc42ep1a). The transcript is spliced from 4 exons. Bases 776 to 1948 code for a protein of 390 amino acids. The record is from RefSeq and is a predicted model, not a curated record. NCBI's taxonomy places the organism in Eukaryota, Metazoa, Chordata, Actinopteri, Pomacentridae.